Molecule: messenger RNA, 1418 nt
Organism: Drosophila innubila
Lineage: Eukaryota; Metazoa; Arthropoda; Insecta; Diptera; Drosophilidae
Exons: 2
Coding region: 1-1317 (438 amino acids)
Source: RefSeq, a predicted model, not a curated record
AUGGACAAGAGAAUGACCUUCAACUUGACAGCAUCCCGAAGGAUCUCGCUACUCCAACUGAACGAUGAUGUGUUGGAGUUGAUUAUCUCCAAGUUGAGUGUGUAUCAACAGUUUGAGUUGAUGCAGUUGCACAGUCGAUUAAGGAGCAUUGUCCAGGUUUUGUGGAGGACGCGCGUGCGCAACGUUGUCCUGCAGGAUGAGCUCCUGGUGCGAGCAUCGCCUGGACAGUUUCAGGCAUUUAUUUCAGCCCUGUCGCCACACUUGGAGCAUCUCAGCUGCCAUCAGCUGGAUGUGAGAAGAUUGCGACUGCUGAGUGAAUUUCGAUUGAGCGGAGUGACAAGUCUGGAGUGGCUAGGAGGCGCCCAUCGACGUGGUCGCGUUCGCUUUGGGGACGAGGAUGUGAGAUUGUUGAAGCGGGUUUUUCCCUCGAUGAGACAAUUGAAGCUACGAGGUUGCCAGGUCACCGGGAAGUAUCUCUGUGAGCUGGAGAUGCUCAAGGAGCUGUCUUUGGGGGAUUGUCAGUUCCUGGAGUCGCAACACUUUCGUGACAUCUUCCGGCAGCUGAAACUGCGCAAGUUUGACAUCAUGGAGGACUGUGAUGAGGUCAACUGCUGUGAUCUGGUCGAUGUCCAGCUGUGUCCCACACUGGAGCACAUCAAGAUUGCCGACUAUCAUCUGUGCAUGGAGUCGGACAUAACCCAGCAGCUGUUACGAUUGCCACGUCUUCACAAGCUCUCCAUCUACUCCAAGAACUUUGUCUUUGAUGUGUUGACACGCAUAGCGUGUCCAAGAAACUCCACAGCUGUCCAGCAAAUUGAAGGAUUUUGCUUUAGCGGUCUGCUCCACGAUUAUGGACGCUUCUUUCGAGAGAUUAGUAAUCUGCGCCAGCUGCGAAGAUUGGAGAUACAUGGUCAGUCGGAGGAUGGCCAGCUGCAGUGUCUCAGCGAUCAGAUACUCUCUCAAUUAUCUAACCAGUUGCCGGAGCUCUGUGAACUGCGUCUCUGCGGUUAUCAGCUGGAGAGUCCAGCGGGAUUACUUCAAUUUCUGAUGAACUGUCGCCAGCUGCGUCUUCUGGAUAUGACGAGAUCACGCUGCAUCGGAGAUCCCUUCAUUGGUCGCUGUCUGACACUGCUCUCCAAGCAAAACUGGCGCACUCAACCCUUGGAAUUGUGGAUCAAAAUGAGCGACAUCAGUGCGAGCAUUAUACAGUGUCCUCGCUAUUUGAUCAGUGGCAAAUUGCUGAGAAUCGACACUAAGCGUAUGAAUCCCAAUCUGGAUUACAUUUCCGGCGUGCUCAAGUUUAGCUUUUCGAGAUGAGAACAUUAUCUGCUCUGCUCUACUGUGCCUCUAAACUUACAUAUAUGCUAUAGACAAAAGUCUCUAGAAUUAUACCAUGUAUUAUAAUCUAAUUAAGACGC